This is a messenger RNA of Pipistrellus kuhlii (Kuhl's pipistrelle), 1307 nucleotides long. It is a transcript of the gene CFAP36, whose product is annotated as cilia and flagella associated protein 36. NCBI's taxonomy places the organism in Eukaryota, Metazoa, Chordata, Mammalia, Chiroptera, Vespertilionidae. The coding region runs from base 209 to 1240 and encodes 343 amino acids. Gene Ontology annotation, cellular component: axoneme; ciliary base. The record is from RefSeq and is a predicted model, not a curated record. The transcript has 10 exons.
CGCUUCACUUCCGGACGGCUGCGGGGGAGCGCCGGCGUUGCCAUAGCGACCAUUUUACGUUAACUAGCCAGUCGCUGUCAUCCAGGCGCUGGGGCCGCUGGGGGUGCUGGCCUUCACCCACUCGCCCUCAGCUCCCUGCGGUCGGUCGGAGGGCCUUCGCUGGCUCCGGGGGUUUGGCCUGAGGUCCCGCGGCGCUCCGCCCGGCGGCAUGGCUGCGGAAGAGGAGGACGAGGUCGAGUGGGUGGUGGAGAGCAUCGCGGGAUUCCUGCGAGGCCCGGACUGGUCCAUCCCCAUCUUGGAUUUUGUGGAGCAGAAAUGUGAAGUUUUUGAUGAUGAAGAAGAAAGCAAAUUGACCUAUACAGAGAUUCAUCAGGAAUACAAAGAACUAGUUGAAAAGCUGUUAGAAGGUUAUCUCAAAGAAAUUGGAAUUAAUGAAGAUCAAUUUCAAGAAGCAUGCACUUCUCCUCUUGCAAAGACCCGGACAUCACAGGCAAUUUUGCAACCCGUGUUGGCUGCAGAAGAUUUUACUAUCUUUAAAGCAAUGAUGGUCCAGAAAAACAUUGAAAUGCAGCUGCAAGCCAUUCGAAUAAUUCAAGAGAGAAAUGGUGUAUUACCUGACUGCUUAACAGAUGGUUCUGAUGUGGUCAGUGAUCUUGAACAGGAAGAGAUGAAAAUCCUGAGGGAAGUUCUUAGAAAGUCAAAAGAAGAAUAUGACCAGGAGGAAGAAAGAAAGAGAAAAAAGCAGUUAUCAGAGGCUAAAACAGAAGAACCCACGGCAAAUGCUGAUGAAACCACAAAAAUGAGUAAUUCCCAAGGGGAUGGUGAACAUGAUGCACACUCACCCUUAGAAGCGAAAGCGCAUUUUGCUAAUUCAGCAGCGGAACCUUUGGCAGGAAAACUGGAAAUGUUGCCUGAAACAUCUUCAUUCCCACAAAAAGGCCUGAAGAUUCCUGGCUUUGAAUUUGCAAGCACCGAAGGACCAAUAGCAAAUUUAUCAACACUUGGAACAGAAGAGCUGCGGCAACGAGAGCACUAUCUCAAGCAGAAGAGAGAUAAGUUGAUGUCCAUGAGAAAGGAUAUGAAGACUAAGCAGGUGCAAACUGCAGAGCAGAAGGGAAAAGCUACUGGGGAAGGAGAGGAAAUGACAGAGAAACCAGAAAUGACAGCAGAGGAGAUGCAAACAUUACUAAAGAGGAGAUUGCUUGCAGAGAAACUUAAAGAAGAAGUUAUUAAUAAGUAACUUUAAAACCAAUUUAGCAAAACAGAAAUGAAAAUUUUCUCAAAAAUAAUUUAAUCCUUACCCUGAA